GGGGUAGAGAUAUCAUCAAUAUAUGAACGUAUAAACGAUCCAUAUAAAUAGAACUCAGUCGAUACCAAUUCUACAAAAAAUGGAACGUGAUGAUAAUUCUCUAGGUGCAACUGCAUCUCGAGGCAUAGUUGCCUCGCAAGAAGACAAUCCAAAUUCCCGAGAAUCAUUUACUCUCGAAGGCACUUCCCCCGAUAUCGAGCUCCGACAAAUGGAAUCAACCCACAAACGAGCAUCCGUUCUCAUCGGUUCCGCAAUCUUACAAUUACCCAUAUGGGGUUUCGCCAUGAACUACGGAGUCCUCCAAGAAUACUACUCUACAAACUGGACACUCCAAGGAAACAUAGCCAUAACCGGCAUCAUCGGCACCACCUCCAACGGCGUCAUGUAUCUCUCCAUGCCCUUGCUUUUCCUCCUCUUCACCAAGCGCUGGGCUCGCUAUCGACAAACCGCUGCUCUAGCCGGCACCCUCCUUGCCUGUCUCAGCUUCGUGCUUUCAGCAUGGAGUACCCACGUCUGGCAUCUAGUAGUCACCCAAGGCAUACUCUCCUCAUUCGGCUGCGCGCUCAUCUACAGCCCCACCACCUUAUCCCUCGGAGAAUGGUAUUCUACCCGCAACCGCGCCGUCGCAUACGGAAUCGUGCUAUCCUGCAAAAACAUCGUCGGGUCCGCAUGUCCAUUCCUCCUACGCGUCUUACUCGACACCUAUGGAUUCCGCACUACCCUCCGCAUCUGGGCCGCUCUCCUCCUCGCAACCAGUAUCCCCGCUAUCUACCUAAUCCCCACACACCCCUCCAACAUCUCCACCCCGCAUCAACGAACCCGGAAAAUCCCCUGGGAAUUUCUCCACCACCAAACCUUCUGGAUCUACACCAUCGCCAUCAUUCUCCAAAGCAGCGGAUACGGCAUUCCGCAAACGUAUCUAAACACCUACGCGCACGAAGUAACACUUCUUUCCCAAACCACCGCGACUCUCCUCCUCACUCUCUUCAACAUCCCCGGCGUGCUCUCUUCCUUUUUCUUCGGCUAUCUAAGCGACAAUAAACAUUUCCCCCUUUCCGCCACAGCCGUAACAUCCAUCUCCGCGCUCGCGUCCGCGCUGUCGGCAUUCCUCUUCUGGGGUUUAACAUCGCAAGGAAGCAUGGCACUACUGAUUAUCUUUUCUCUCACAUUCGGCUUUUUCGCCGGCGGGUACAGCGCAACCUGGGGCGGGAUUCUUACGGAAAUGGAGCGCGAAGCCGCGGAGAGAAAUGAACCCAUUGAUAUCGGUGUGCUUUAUGGAUUUUUGAAUGGAGCGAGGGGUAUUGGUUAUGUGAGUGGUGGGUUAGCGGGCGUGCCGUUGUUGAAAGCGGGAAGUGGAGGAGGAGGCUUGGGACAUUUUGGGUAUGGGACGAGUUAUGGACCGUUGAUUAUUUUCACGGGGUUAUCGUCUGUGUUUGGGGGUUGGGGAUUAGCGUGGAAAUGGAAGAAGUGGUUUCAUUUUUCGUAGAGGGCUAGAGUCGUACAUUGGAUAGAUGCCAAUUUGCUGUGCUCAGGACUGUGUAUAUAGUGUUGAGCCUCCCCUUGAAAGACAGAAUAUAGCUUGAAAAUGAAAGCUGUUCGGCAAAGAACAUACUAUACCAACAUAGAAAAUAGAUAUAGAAAUGUAGAAAUCAAAUCUGUAUUCCAUCCAUUAAUCAACGAUCCACGCCACUCAGUGACCCUUAUAAACCACAACAGAGUUACCAAGCCAAACCAUCAACAAAUGCACAUCAAUAUCCUUCCACCCA
This is a messenger RNA of Botrytis cinerea B05.10, 1766 nucleotides long. RefSeq lists its product as hypothetical. The transcript has 2 exons. Gene Ontology annotation, molecular function: transmembrane transporter activity. Lineage: Eukaryota; Fungi; Ascomycota; Leotiomycetes; Helotiales; Sclerotiniaceae. Gene Ontology annotation, cellular component: fungal-type vacuole membrane. Bases 80 to 1486 code for a protein of 468 amino acids. Gene Ontology annotation, biological process: transmembrane transport. The record is from RefSeq and is a predicted model, not a curated record.